CGGCCAGUCCGUGCAAACCUCGACCUGUAAGCCGCCAGUGCUGUCUGCAUCGACGGGCAGUGGUCAAAUCCCAUCGUAAAUCCCAUUGAUGCAUUCUGGAUUGGCUGUCAGUUGCAACAGUGUUCUGGAGAGCUUCUCAAACUGUGCUCAGGAAAGCAGGAUAUGAGACAGUGCUGUGUCUCUCUCAGAGACGUGAGUCACGCAGCCGAGGACGAGCCGGAUAAUGGCUUAUCUCUCUCUCUCUCUCGCUCUCUCUCUCUCUCUCGCUCUGGAGGUCAUUGUGUACAGCGAGGCUCUUAAAGAGCUGUAGGUCACAUGACUCACUCUGCUGGCUCUCACUGAGCAUGCUCAGUUCACUGUGUUGUCAGGCAAAAAAGAAGACGGCUCUGGAACAGACGAGAUCUACAAUAGAUAAACACACAGACACACAGACACACAGAGAGAGCCGGAGAGGGAGCGCUAGUAUGGAAGGGCGCUGCUAGUGCACAGUAAUUCUGCCGUAUUGGAUGGUUUGGGGCCGUGUUUCUGUAUGCAUUGUGCUGUUCAUCCGCUGUGUGUCGUGUCGGAGGAGAAGCAUCCGUCUGGCGGUCGCUCCAUCCUCGCUGAAGAAAGCACAGAGCUCAUCUUACUGAAGACGUCUCCUGUCGUCCCAGAGUGCCUGUUGUUUUGUGUUUUGAGCUGAAAUGGAUCAGAAAAGCUUCAUCCUGUUAGAGACGCGUCUGUGAACACCGGAGCCAAUGGAUAUUAAAGGCCAGGGCUGGACGGAUGAAGAAUCGGAUGGAGAGAACGAACCGGAGCAGUUCCUGUACGGGAUUCAGGGGAGCUGUGCAGCCGACCUGUACCGUCACCCACAGCUGGACGCUGACAUCGAGGCUGUAAAAGACAUUUACACGGACAGCGCUGUGUCCGUCAGAGAGUACGGCACCAUCGAUGACGUGGACAUCGACCUGCAAAUCAACAUCGGCUUCUUGGAUGAGGAGGUGGCGACCGCAUGGAAGGUGAUCCGAACGGAGCCCAUCGUCUUACGCCUCCGUUUCUCUCUUUCACAGUAUUUGGAUGGACCAGAACCGUCUGUGGAGGUGUUUCAGCCGUCCAAUAAAGAAAGCUUCAGUUUGGGCCUUCAACUAAAGAAGAUCCUCAGUACGUUCACGUCGCAGCAGUGGAAGCACCUCAGUAAUGAGUUCCUCAAAGCCCAGCAGGAGAAGCGACACAGCUGGUUCAAAGCCGGAGGAACCAUCAAGAAAUUUCGUGCAGGAUUGAGCAUCUUCUCCCCGAUUCCCAAGUCUCCCAGUUUCCCCCUGAUCCAGGACACAGUGUUGAAAGGCAAACUGAACGUGCCCGAGCUCAGAGUCACCCGGCUCAUGAACCGCUCCAUCUCCUGUACCAUGAAGAACCCCAAGGGGGAGCUGUUUAGCUAUCCUCCGAACAGCCAGACUGUGGCUGUCCCGGCGGGCAGGGCCCCUGCGCAGAUUACCACCCGCCAGCUGAUUGAGUUGUUUUUCUCAUCCCAGGCGGGCGGACACUGCAAGAACAUCCCCACGCUGGAGUACGGCUUCCUCGUGCAGAUAAUGAAAUACUCUGAGCAGCGCAUCCCCACUCUGAACGAAUACUGCGUGGUGUGUGACGAGCAGCACGUCUUCCAGAACGGAUCCAUGCUGAAGCCUGCGGUUUGCACGAGAGAGCUGUGUGUGUUUUCCUUCUACACGCUGGGAGUGAUGUCCGGAGCGGCUGAGGAGGUGGCCACCGGCGCUGAGGUGGUGGACCUGCUGGUGGCCAUGUGUCGCGCCGCUCUCGAGUCGCCCCGUAAAAGCAUCAUCUUUGAGCCGUAUCCAUCUGUGGUCGACCCCAAUGACCCCAAAACGCUCGCCUUCAACCCGAAGAAGAAGAAUUAUGAGCGUCUGCAGAAAGCUCUAGACAGUGUGAUGUCUAUUCGGGAAAUGACACAGGGCUCGUAUCUGGAGAUUAAGAAGCAGAUGGAUAAACUGGAUCCUCUGGCUCAUCCGUUACUGCAGUGGAUCAUAUCCAGUAACAGGUCUCAUAUUGUGAAGCUGCCGCUCAGUAGGCAGCUGAAGUUCAUGCACACAUCUCAUCAGUUUCUGCUGUUGAGCAGCCCGCCUGCAAAAGAAGCUCGAUUUCGCACCGCAAAGAAACUCUAUGGCAGCACCUUUGCCUUCCAUGGCUCCCAUAUUGAAAACUGGCACUCGGUUCUGAGGAAUGGACUGGUCAAUGCCUCUUAUACUAAACUGCAGCUGCAUGGAGCAGCGUACGGGAAGGGCAUCUAUCUGAGCCCCAUAUCCAGUAUUUCCUUUGGAUACUCAGGAAUGGGGAAGGGCCAGCAUCGCAUGCCCACUAAAGAUGAGUUAGUCCAGCGAUAUAAUCGAAUGAACACAAUGCCACAGAGUCGCCCCAUACAGUCACGUUUCCUCCAGAGCAGGAACUUAAACUGCAUCGCUCUCUGUGAAGUGAUCACAUCCAAAGACCUGCAGAAACAUGGCAACAUCUGGGUGUGUCCGGUGUCUGACCACGUCUGCACACGCUUCUUCUUCGUGUGAGUGUCUCUCUGAUUGAUCACGGCAGUCUACG
Sinocyclocheilus anshuiensis is the source of this 2583-nucleotide messenger RNA. Its product is annotated as poly [ADP-ribose] polymerase 6-like. The record is from RefSeq and is a predicted model, not a curated record. The coding region runs from base 738 to 2552 and encodes 604 amino acids. Gene Ontology annotation, molecular function: NAD+ poly-ADP-ribosyltransferase activity. The transcript has 24 exons. Lineage: Eukaryota; Metazoa; Chordata; Actinopteri; Cypriniformes; Cyprinidae.